CCCAUGUGACCUCUGCUUCCUUGCCCUUGCCGCUGUGUCGGGAAGAUGCUGUCAGGCAUGGCGCUGUGCAGGACAAGAAAUUGCCGGUUUAUGAUGGGCGAGGAUGGCAGGCGUAUGAGGAAGUGUGUCCUCCUGUUGUACCAGCCAUGCCAUUUAUCGACAAACUCCAAGCCGAAGAGCAUGCUCUCCUUAAUAGCUUCCAAGGCCAAAUAUGCCAAUGAAAAAUACGAGCAUUUCUUGGAAAGAAAGUUCCCAAAUUUUUAUCUUUUGUAUUCCACCUUCAUGAAGGGCUUUAGGAUGCUUAUGACAGAAGCAAAAGAAGUAGGCCGCAUUAAGCAAAGAAUGAACCACCAAGGAAUACCGUUCCACCAGCUGCCUUAUCGGGAAAUGGAGAAAUUAAGGCAGUUCCGGAGAGAUAUUAUAAAAGCUGCCCCAGUUGUUAUCAUUUCCAUUCCACCUUUUGCCAACUACCUUGUCUUUGUCCUGAUGUAUUUCUUUCCUCGGCAGCUGUUAAUUCGGCACUUUUGGACCCCAAAGCAGCGAGAAGAGUUUUUAGAUAUUUAUCACAGAAUGAGAGUUGAGGCAUACCCUGAAAUCUUGGAUGGCUUAUUAAAUGCAGUUCCUAAAUUAUCUGAAAGGAAUCUCCGCAAUCAGAUGUUCCAGCUGUGCACACAGGUGCAGCACGGCACCCAUCCACAGGUGGAAAAUCUCCAUGCUGUUUGUACUGCAUUCUCAGGUCCGCCUUUGGGUAUGAAGAGACUUGAUGUUCAGCAAAUGAAAGCACUUAGCCGCGUCAUGUUCCUGACACCCCACCUACCAGCUUUCCUCCUACAGCAUCGCCUUGGGAGCCAUAUUUGUGAGAUACAAAAUCUUGACUGUGCCCUGCUCAAGCUUGGUGUGAAUGAGCUCUCGGAGGAAGAACUAAAACGGGCUUGUUAUAUCAGAGGGUUAAAUUCUACUCAUCUUAGUAGGGAAGACUGUGAGACAUGGUUACAUUGCUGGCUGCAGCUAUCUAGCAUGUUAAAAGUCUCCGAGGCAUCGUUGUUGCUGCAUUGUAUGGUCUUAUUAUCUGCCAACUACCUCCAGUCCAUAAAACAAUGAUGGCAAACUAGAAGGGGUCUGUAUUUAUCAUGCACAGUUGCGACCUUCAGGUAUCCCAACUCACAGCGAGUCCUUUAUGAUGCUGGGAACAUUCAGUUUGCAGUAUUUUGUUUCUCAUUUUGUUUUAUGGUUGCUUAAAGCCAACCCUGCCGAGAAGACCUGACCCAAAUGUUCCUACUCACUGAAGCAGCGAGGAAUGUGUCCUAGAAGCAAAAGAAGAGGGGACCAAACUAUGACUGACCAUAUUAAAAUUCCACCAGAUAUAACUUACACAUCUUCAAUGGUAGAACUUGUUAUGAACGUGGCAGCAGCAGCAGUGCCCAGUAAUGUUUACCCAGUGAAAUGGCUCAGGGAUGUGUAUAUAGAAGGAGGCAAAGCAGUAAGUUUUCAUGGGAAUAUUUUAGCCUUCAGCCUUAGCAGUGCACGUGAGUCUGCCAUAUACACUGAGCUCUGUAAUGAGGCCAUUUGCUCGCCAGAGCUUUUCAAAAAGGGCCCUUAAAAUAUUCCCACUUUUAUUUUAAAUAGUGAAGUAGCCAAAUGGCUACUGUGUUACUGAAGGCAGUGGGUCAAGUGACUAUUGAGUGUGCUUUGGGGUACGCAUGAACGUUUUUUUUUUUUGUUUGUUUUGUUUCCUAUUUUAUGUUUUUUAUAUGAAAUGUUUUUUUGGCAAUGCAUGGUUCUAUAUGUUUUAUUGGUGCAACUUAAAGUUGUUUUUGUUUUGUAAA
Messenger RNA from Xenopus tropicalis (tropical clawed frog), 1826 nucleotides. RefSeq names its product LETM1 domain containing 1 (gene letmd1). Gene Ontology annotation, molecular function: ribosome binding. NCBI's taxonomy places the organism in Eukaryota, Metazoa, Chordata, Amphibia, Anura, Pipidae. Bases 58 to 1101 code for a protein of 347 amino acids. Gene Ontology annotation, cellular component: mitochondrial outer membrane; mitochondrial inner membrane; nucleus. The record is from RefSeq and is marked provisional. The transcript has 9 exons.